CGUUUUGUGGCGUCAUUACUGGCGGAAGCGGCGCAUCCGGGCUUAGAGCGGCCCCGCGCGGGAAGGGGCGAGCCGCUGUAUCACUCCCCUCCCCUCCCCACCCGGGGUGCCCCCCGCCCGGCCAGGUUGGGGUGAGGGGCUGGGGGCGGGGGCCUCUGUGUGGGAAGUGGGGGGUCCCCACGCGGGGCCGGGGGCCUGUGGGUCGUCCCGGCCCCCACGAUCAGCCCCGUCUCCUACAGGGCCCCGUGAUGCUCCUCCUGCUCCUCGCCGCCCUCCUGGGCACUGGGCUGCUCCUGCUGCUCUGGGCCCGCGGGAGGCCUGGCAGGGCAGCAGGACGGAGCCAGCGCUGGAGGCUGCUGCUGGGGCACAGCCUGGUGCUUGGGGGCCUGGGCUGGGCCACGAGCCGGCAGCGCCGGUGCCUGGAGAACCAGACCAAGGACGUGCGGCAGAGCCAGGAGCGGUGCCUGCUGCGGCUGUUGAAGGAAGCUGGGGACACGGAGCCAGACUCUAACACCUUCCGGGAGCAUCACCCCUUGAAACCAGGCAGGCUUGAUAAGGAUGGGAGCCGCCAGCCCAUCCUGCACCCUGGCAGCCUGCCCGGCCCAUGGACCCUGCUCCAGAGCUGCUGGGCCUUGGAUGCCCCGCUGCAGGGGUCCAUGUUGUACCUAGACAUCCUCAGCAAAGUGUACCCAGGUGCACUGACCCCGCAGGCCACUGCUGUCUUCUCCUGUGCCCCAGGCUGCCCAUGCCCUGCCACAGCCUGUCCCCUGCCCACACUGUACUGUAUGCCAGCAGGGUUGGGUGAUGACAUUGUGCCCUCACGCAGCUCAGCCCUCUAUGUGCAGCUGCUGUUUGCCCUGCAGGAGCAGGCACUGCGAGUGUUAAAGGCUGGGUUGGCCUCGGAGCUCCAUGAUGCCUUGGCCAUCCUGCACACCAACUGGGAGGGUCUGGCAGAGGACCUAGCCUCAGGAUGGCUGAGCCCACAGCUGAAACUACCUGAGGGGACUCGGUACCAGCUGGACAGCCUCCUGUCUCCCAACCCGGUGCGGGCGGCAGAGCUGAGGGCUGAGUGCUCUAGGGGUUUUGAUGGCAUUGCCCAGCGCCUAUGGCCAGAGCUCCAGGCAGUGGUGGUGGGGGAGUCUGGCAGUGAGCAGCUCUAUGGAGACACCCUGCGGGAACAGGACUGCAAGGGCAUCCCCUUCUACUCCCCCUUCUAUAUAGCAACAGGAGCUCUGCUUGGAGUGAACCUAUGGCCAGAGGAAUCUGAUUGCCGUUACCUGCUGUGCCCGGGCUGGGCAUUCUGUGAGUUCCUCCCAGCAGGGACUCACAGUGAGGAACCACUGGAGACAGUGCUGCUGGGGGACGUAUGGGAAGGCCAGGAGUAUGAGCUGGUGCUCAGCGCCCACCCUGGGCAGUACAGGUGCCGUGUUGGGGAGGUGGUGAAGGUGACUGGAUUCUAUCACCAGUGUCCUGUGGUGGAACCUGUGCGCAGGCUGAGCCAGACCCUGAGUGUGCGGGGAGAGAGCAUCCCUGAGGACCACUUCUGCCACACCCUGCACCGUGCUGUGGGGAUGUGGCCAGGAGCUAAACUGGUUGACUACAUCUGUGCGGAGAGCAGCCUGCUGGGUGCCACCUCUGGGACCUCUGCCCCCCAUUACCAGGUGUUCAUGGAGCUCCGUGGCCUGCGGGAUCUGACAGAGGGACAGCGCUAUAAGGAUGGCUCUCGCCAGCGGCCGGUGCAGAAAAAGAAGACUGUGUCCUUCAGCACCAUGCCCAAUGACCGGAAGAUCAACAGUACAGCAGCCUGCAUCUCCUUCAUGCUGGAGGGCUGUGAGAUGAAAAAAGUACGCUCCAACUCCCGCAUGUACAGCCGCUUCUUCGUGCUGGACCCUGACAUGCGUUUCUUGCGCUGGGAGCCUUCCAAGAAAGACUCGGAGAAGGCCAAGAUUGAAAUCAAGUCGGUCAAGGAGGUGCGGGUGGGGAAGAAGACUCCUGUCUUGCGAAGCAAUGGACUCUCCGACCAGUUCCCUGAUGAGUGUGCUUUCUCCAUCCUCUAUGGGGACAAUUAUGAGUCCCUGGACCUGGUGGCCACCUCAGCUGAUGUAGUGAAUGCCUGGGUGAUGGGGCUGAGGUACUUGGUGUCCUAUGGGAAGCACACGCUGGAGGCUCCCGAGGCUGGCCAUCCCAGCCUCCGGACCUCCUGGAUCUCCUCUGUCUUCGACCUUGCUGACCUAGAGAAGGCAGGCCGCAUCCCUGUCUCCCGGGCCGUGCAGCUCAUCAAGGCCUUGAACCCAGGCAUGAAAGCCUCCACCAUCGAGCUGAAGUUCAAGGAGCUGCAAAAGGCCAGUGAGCGGCCAGGGGGGGAGGUGGCAUGUGACCUCUUUGUGGAGGCCUACUGUGAACUGUGCACCAGGCCUGAGAUUUUCUUUCUCAUGGUCCAGUUCUCCAGCAAUAAGGAGUACCUGGGCCUGAAGGACCUGAUGAUAUUUCUGGAGGUAGAGCAGGGCAUGGAGGGCGUGACAGAGGAGAUGUGUCUGGAGAUAAUUGGCAAAUACGAGCCCUCCAAAGAAGGCCGGGAGAAGGGCUACAUGGCCAUCGAUGGCUUCACCCGCUACCUUCUCUCCUCUGACUGCUCCAUCUUUGACCCACAGCACCGUAAGGUAUGCCAGGACAUGGCACAACCCCUCUCGCACUACUACAUCAGCUCAGCCCACAGUGCCUGCCUCCUGGAGGACAACUUCUGGGGCAGCUCGGACAUCAGUGGCUAUGUCAGUGCCCUGCGCACAGGCUGCCGCAGCCUCGAGCUGGUGGUGUGGGAUGGCCCGGAUGGUGAGCCUGUGGUCUAUGCUGGUCGCUCGACUACCUCCCGUGUGCCCUUCCGCACCGUGGUGGGCGUUAUUGACCAGUAUGCCUUUGAGGCCUCGGACUACCCCCUCAUCCUCUGCCUGGCUGUGCGCUGCUCACCCCCCCAGCAGAGGCUGAUGGCCCAGUACAUGAAGAAGAGCCUAGAGGGGAAGCUCUAUCUGGACCCCCCAGACCCUGAGGAGGCUUAUUUGCCAUCCCCAGAGAGACUCAAGAGUAAGAUCCUCAUCAAGGGCAAGAAGCUGCCGCCCAACUGCCAUGACAGCGAGGGGGAUGUGACGGAUGAGGACGAGAGCCUGGAGCUAUCACGUCGCCUGGGAGAGGAUGACAAAGAGCAGCCUGAGGGGGGUGGGCUUCACCGGCUGCGGCUGAGCCAGGAGCUGUCCGAGUUGGUCAGCUUGUGCCAGUCUGUGACUUUCCGGGAUUUUGAGGCCUCACGGCGGGGGCAGCGCUACUGGGAGGUCUGCUCCUUCAGUGAGGUUGAGGCCGGGCGCUUCGCCAAUGAGUGCCCUGAGGAGCUGGUGGGUUACAAUAAGCGGUUCCUGUCACGGGUCUAUCCCAGCGCCAUACGUAUCGAUGCCAGCAACAUGAACCCCCAGGACUUCUGGAAGUGUGGCUGCCAGAUGGUGGCCAUGAACUACCAGACACCGGGACUGAUGAUGGACCUCAAUGCUGCCUGGUUCCGCCAAAACGGGGGCUGUGGCUAUGUCCUGCGCCCCUCCAUUAUGCGGGAGGAGGUGUCCUACUUCAGCGCCAAUGCCAAGGACUCGCUGCCCGGUGUCCCUGCCCAGCUCCUGCACCUCAAGAUCAUCAGCGGGCAGAAUCUGCCCAAGCCCAAGGGCUCAGGCGCCAAGGGUGAGGUAGUGGAGCCCUAUGUGUGUGCGGAGAUCCAUGGCAUCCCGGCUGACUGCGCUGAGCAUCGCACCAAGACAGCUUUGCAGAGCGGGGACAAUCCCGUCUUUGAUGAGAGCCUGGAGUUCCAGAUCAACCUGCCUGAGCUGGCUGUGCUGCGCUUCGUGGUGCUGGAUGAUGACUACAUUGGGGAUGAGUUCAUUGCCCAGUACACCAUCCCCUUUGAGUGCCUGCAGACUGGGUACCGCCAUGUGCCCCUGCAGGCACUGACUGGCGAGUCCCUCCCCAAUGCCACCCUCUUUGUGCACGUGGCCAUCACUGACCGCCGGGGUGGGGGCAGGGGGCACAAGCGGGGGCUCUCGGUGCGUAAGGGCCGUCGGGUACGGGAGUACACCUCCACCAAGGCCACCGGCAUCAAAGCCAUUGACGAGGUCUUCCGCACAGCCACCCAGCCCCUGCGGGAAGCCACUGACCUCCGGGAGAAUGUGCAGAAUGCGCUGGUGUCCUUCAAGGAGCUGUGUGGGCUUACACCAGCGGCCAACAUGAAGCAGUGCAUCUUGACAGUGGCCACGUGGCUUCUGCACAGCGAGGGCGCCCCCACCGUCACGCUCAACCUGGGUGAGCAGUACCCGGCCAUGGAGGCCCAGGGACCCAUCCCCGAGCUGCUACGCAAAGUGCUCACCGCCUACGAGACUAUGAUCCAGACCAGCCGGACCCUUAUUGAAUCCGCUGAUGCAGUAUACAGCAAGCUCAUCCAAGCCCAGCAAGCAGGGAUGGAUUUCCACAAAGAGCUGCACCGGCUGGAGGCCAAGGAGGGGCUAAAGGGCAGGAAGCUGCAGAAGGCACUGGAGAGUUUUGCGUGGAACAUCACUGUGCUGAAGCGGGUCAUGCCACAUCUCCGCUCGACCACCUGAAGACACCUUGGAACAAUGGAGGCGCCAAACGCCAAGGUAUGUCUCCCGGGGUCCUGAGGACACGCAUUGGGCAGAGCUAGGCUGGGAGUCUCAUGGAAGCCACAGGGAGCUGCAGAGAAGAUGCUUGCAGAAAGGGUGGCAUGGGGGUGGGAGGGACAGGAGUGGACAGACAGGGGUGGGAAACAAAGUGCAGAACCUCUGACCAGGAUAGGGUGUGUUGCCUGAAAUCCAGUGACAGCCAGAGGCUGGGGAUCCCUGCCCUGCUGAAUUCACUGGGCAAGUCCUGCCAGCCCAGCUCCAGCGUGGGGUGUAGGGACCCCCUGACCCCAGCCUCGUGCUCUCCUAGGCAAACUGGCAUGAGCAGCCUAGCCCAGCUCUGACCCUUGGGUCUCUGAGAGGGGACCAAGGUUUCGUGGUGCUGGGGGGAAGCUCAGAGCCUCGACCUGUCUCUGGGAGGGGGACCGAUGUCUUUCCUAAUAGAGUAAGGGGGCUGGAAGCCAAGACUCCUGGGUUCUGUUCCAAUCCAUGGGGGCAGGCGACCCAUGGAGGAGCCUUGUGAUGUUGGACUAGCCAAAGCUGGAGCCAUUAGGAGAGAUUGCCCCCUGGGCUGAGUGCAAACGUGGCUACAUUAGGAAUGGCAUCCAAGUGGGACAGAGCAGUGAGUGAUGAUGGGAACUCUGCACCUGCAGCUGGCUGGGAGGGGCAGGAACCUUCUAUGACCAGGCAGGAAGAGGAGGAGGAUCUCCUAGGGCUGAGGUGGACAAUUUUUUGGGCCAGAAGGCCACUUAGGGAGUUCUGGUGAGCUGCUGCAGGGCAGGUCAGCAGCUGCCCCACACCCCCUUCCGUUUCUCGGCCAUCAACAGCUCACCAAAACUCCUUAUGAGGCUCUGGCCCGGGCCCCAGCCCCAUGCUGUCACUGCCUGGGGAUCCCAGCCUGGCCCCAGGGUCUCAAUGGAGACCAGUCUGGGACCCCUGCAGGUUGGGCAUGCUCAGCUGGAUGGAUGGGAUAGGGCUGCAGGUGGGUGAGGAGCGGCAUCUGGGUGCAGGAUGGAUGGGUGGGCAGGGCUGGGGCUGGGGCCAACACAGGACAAGGGCCCAGGACAGAGCCACGAUCCAUUCCUGGCAUGUCCCUGCCUGCAGAACCGGUGCCCAUCGCAGGGACAUGCAGGCAGUGGAUCAUGGCUCUGCCCUGAGCCUGAGCCCUGGCCCUGCACUGUCACUACCCCACAGUCCCAGCCCCGCCUGCCUGUCCAGCUCCUGGAUGCCGCUUGCCACCCACCUGCGGCUCCGUCCCAUCUGCCAGGCCGAGUGUGCCCUGCCUGCGCGGGUCCUGGGCUGGGCUCCAUGGAGACCCUGCCCUGUUACCCGGUGUCCCUGGAGGUGGGUGCAGGGCAGACGGGCCAGGGUGCCCAGGCAGUGGGGCUGGGUCCGGCAGCAGAUGCUAGUAGCAGCAGCUGGAAGGUGCCGCCAUGGGGCUGCCUGGAAGCAGAGUCUAACUGCCACGCCACCCCCAACUUAGGGCAGUGGGACCUGCCACACACACCACAGCUUGGCCACUUGGGCCAGGCGGGGCUGAGACACCCACCACAGGCUGAAUAAAAUCUCUUGGUGGGUUGAAUCUGGCCCAUGGGCCAUACUUUGCCCACCCCUGUCCUAGGACUUGUCAAGGGGACAGACAAUCACAGAAGCUCCAGGCCAAGAAGCGCUGGUCCCAGGGAUCCCAGCCAGCCCUUCUUGGGCGUGGGUUAUAUUCUGUCUCUGCACUUCCCUGUGCAGCAGCUGGGGGGCUGGCACUGGGCUGGUUAGACCCCCUGAGUCCCCCAGCUUGGAUUUUGAAGUGCUGGGGUACAUGUCAGGAUUAACCCUGUGACUGCCAGCCCUGCUCCUCAGCCAGCAUGCUCCUACACUAAUCUGCCCUGCCCCUCCACAGCUCCAGAAAGCUGCCUGCCUCCUGCUCCUCUUCUUGCUCUGCUCCCUGGCUGUGGCUCGGCAGGGUGUUCCUGAUUGCUGUCGCCAGAAGAC
Messenger RNA from Alligator mississippiensis (American alligator), 6650 nucleotides. RefSeq names its product inactive phospholipase C-like protein 2. The record is from RefSeq and is a predicted model, not a curated record. Gene Ontology annotation, biological process: neuropeptide signaling pathway; lipid metabolic process; feeding behavior. The transcript is spliced from 12 exons. Gene Ontology annotation, molecular function: phosphatidylinositol-4,5-bisphosphate phospholipase C activity. Lineage: Eukaryota; Metazoa; Chordata; Crocodylia; Alligatoridae. Bases 249 to 4628 code for a protein of 1459 amino acids.